Molecule: messenger RNA, 1900 nt
Organism: Fukomys damarensis (Damara mole-rat)
Lineage: Eukaryota; Metazoa; Chordata; Mammalia; Rodentia; Bathyergidae
Gene: Adhfe1
Product: alcohol dehydrogenase iron containing 1
Exons: 13
Coding region: 158-1417 (419 amino acids)
Cellular component (GO): mitochondrion
Molecular function (GO): metal ion binding; alcohol dehydrogenase (NAD+) activity
Source: RefSeq, a predicted model, not a curated record
AUAUAGUUGGGCAAAGUGUAAAAGAAGAAAAUGAAGGCCUAUGAAAGUUGAUGACAAUAUUGCUGCCUUUUCACUAUGAAAUUGGUUGUAUAUAGCUCCAGCUACCCAAACUCCUGGACUUUCACCUUCUGGGAAAACAACAGAUUAUGCCUUCGAGAUGGCUGUUUCAAAUAUUAGGUAUGGAGCAGGAGUUACAAAGGAAGUAGGCAUGGAUCUCCAAAACAUGGGGGCUAAAAAUGUUUGCCUGAUGACAGACAAGAACCUCUCCCAGCUCCCUCCUGUAAAAGUAGUUAUGGAUUCCCUUGUGAAGAAUGGCAUCAGUUUUCAAGUUUAUGAUAAUGUAAGAGUGGAACCAACAGACGCAAGCUUCAUGGAUGCCAUUGACUUUGCCAAAAAGGGAGUUUUCGAUGCCUAUGUUGCUGUGGGUGGUGGCUCCACCAUGGACACCUGUAAAGCUGCUAAUCUAUACGCAUCCAGCCCUAAGUCUGAGUUCCUUGAUUAUGUUAAUGCCCCCAUUGGGAAGGGAAAGCCGGUGUCUGAGCCUCUUAAGCCUUUGAUCGCAAUCCCAACUACCUCAGGAACUGGGAGUGAAACUACUGGAGUUGCCAUUUUUGACUAUGAACACUUGAAAGUCAAAACUGGUAUUGCUUCGCGAGCCAUCAAACCCACACUGGGACUAGUUGAUCCUCUGCACACCCUCCACAUGCCUGGCCAGGUGGUUGCCAACUGUGGUUUUGAUGUGCUUUGCCAUGCCCUGGAGUCAUACACUGCCUUGCCCUACCACAUGCGGAGCCCCUGCCCUUCCAACCCCAUCUCUCGACCAGCGUACCAGGGUAGCAACCCAAUCAGCGACAUUUGGUCAGUCCAAGCACUGCGGAUCGUUGCUAAGUAUCUGAAGAGGGCUGUCAGAAAUCCUGAUGAUCUGGAAGCAAGGUCUAAUAUGCACUUGGCAAGUGCUUUUGCUGGCAUUGGCUUUGGAAAUGCUGGUGUUCAUUUGUGCCAUGGGAUGUCAUACCCAAUUUCAGGUUUAGUGAAAACAUAUAAAGCAAAGGACUACAAUGUGGAUCACCCACUAGUGCCCCAUGGUCUUUCUGUGGUGCUCACAUCCCCAGCGGUGUUCACGUUCACAGCAAAGAUGUUUCCAGAACGGCACCUGGAGACGGCAGAAAUAUUGGGAGCUGACACACGCACCACCAAGAUCCAAGAUGCUGGACCUGUGUUGGCAGACACACUCCGGAAAUUCUUAUUUGAUCUAAAUGUUGACGAUGGCCUGGCUGCCAUUGGCUACUCCAAGGCAGAUAUCCCUGCAUUGGUGAAAGGAACCCUACCUCAGGAGCGAGUCACCAAGCUAGCUCCCCGCCCCCAGUCAGAAGAGGAUCUGUCUGCACUGUUUGAAGCUUCAAUGAAACUGUAUUAAUUGCCAUUUAACUGAAGGAAUUAAUAGCCAUUGUAAUUCUGAGAAAAAAACUUGAUCUGGCUAAAGCUCUGUCUUUUCAAACCUUCACACACAACUUUCCUGUUACUAGUUUGAGCGAGGCAUAAAUUUAUCCUGUAGGAGCUUCCCUGGUGUUCGAAGUCAAGCUAUUUCCAUACAACAGGCUAGACAAGUGCCCACUAUGUCAGACCCAUAGGCCGGAGGGCAGGGAUCAGUGUUUCUCCACCAAACCCCAUGGAGUACUCUGCCUCUGCUCCAUUAUCAAAUGGGCAAAAAUCUAGUAUCCAUCAAAUAUGUAAAUGUUCAUGUUCUAUACCAGUAACUGCAUGUCUAGAAAUUUAUCUUAUAGAAAUACUAGCAUAAAUAUGUAAAGAAACAUGACAAGAAGUUUCUGAAAGUACUUUUUCAAAUAAUAAAAAUUGAAACAAAGGGAGGGCAGGGGUAAGGGGAAAAAAUGAGAAUCAA